AUGAUUUCUUUUCAAGCGUUUGCUGAGAGCGCCUACGUUUACGCCGCUCCGGCCACACAGGAUUACGUUCAAUCGACUGUUUUUACACCGCUUGGAUUUGGUCCAUCCUACAGCUCCAUCUUUGCGUUUCCACCAUGCACCACGAACCUGCGUUUAGUAGGAAUAGGGACGCGAAGUCUGGCGACGCAGGCACAUGCUUUAGCUGUUUAUUUGCAGGAUGGCCGGGGGUUUAGCGUGAAGACCCUGCACGAGUGGGGCAUGCCGUACUGUCUCAGCAUGGUACCCAAGACGGAGAAGGAGGGAGAAGGAAAAGUGAUGGCGGCGGUAACGAGAAAUUUGUUUCCCGGAGUUUUGGGAGUAGGAUCUCCCGUAGUUGUAGUGAACGUUGGUUGUGCCGAGGCCGUUCUGCGAGGCAGUGACGUAUUUGCUCCAGGCGUGGUAUCGUUCGUAGGUUCCUUCGUCGCUGGACAGGAGGUUUUUGUCGGUGUGUACCUUCAGCCUGCCAGCGCAAGCACCUCAGCUGGCGGUGGAACGGAUAGGAGAACUCUGUUGUUGUGCGUUGGUGCUGGAACUGCACUGAUGGAUCGCCGCGAGAUUAUUCGGGGCCGGCAAAACGGCGUGGCUGUUCGAACGAACUGGACACCGAUGGCACAGCCAUCGAAAUCAAUUCUAUCAUCAAUGUUGGAUGCAGCAGUGGCUACUCUUUUGAAGGCCGGUGCAACUGAAACAAGUAGUUUCUUUUUGCAGAAUUAUUCAAGCAUGGUGGCUGUCGAUGUUCUUGUACAGCAAUUCUCCAGUAUUGACAUCCAGCGUGAAGGGCCCUUGGCGUUUUUGGAUGCCUGUGCCGCACCAGGUGGCAAGGCAAGUCUUUUGUUAUCUUUGUUACAUGAAAAGGUGCAGGGGUUGGAUUCUUCCCUUGGAAAGAAAGACAAAAGUUCAGAUUCUGUAUUUCCUACGUUCACGUUAACAUGCUGUGAACGCAGCAAAGCGCGUUAUAAGCGACUUCUUGAUCUUCUUGAACUUCAUUUUGGGAUAUCGAUUGUGAAACGUCUGGUGAGGCCCUUCUGUGGCGAUGUCAACAAGUUGCAGAAAACGCAGCGUGAUGAGGAUGUGGAUAGUAUGUGGGAAUGUGAGUUCCACGGCAUUCUGUUGGACCCUCCCUGUACAGGUAUGGGAUUGAGGCCAAAGUUAAACGCGCAUUUAAUCACUCCACAAGGCAUACGGGAUUCGGCAGACUAUCAACGGAAGUUGUUCGACUCGUGUGUAAAAAUGCUUCGGCGCACAGGAACAUCUGUUCUGGUGUACAGUACCUGCACCAUAACUCUUGACGAGAAUGAAGCCAACGUGCUUUGGGCUCUUAAUACAUAUCCGUUUUUGCGACUUGCACGAGCUAAAACUAAUGACAAGAAGAGGUUGUGUUUACUUGGUUCAACAAACUUUGCAAAUGGUCGUCGAUUUCUUCUGGAGGAGGAAAUACAGAAAGCUCAGCGUCGCAAUGAACUUCUUGAAUCGCACACCGCCUCAACGGAGCGUGGCGACACUGAUGAACCGGAGAAUCCACUGAUGAUACUACGCUUUAUGCCGGGUCUUUCAACCAUGCCGGAGGAAGAUGGAGUUGGGUUUUUUCUGGCCGUGUUUCUCUGUCAAUAUCAUGCAGAUGAAUUCCCGAAACACGCAGAACUGUGA
Molecule: messenger RNA, 1686 nt
Organism: Trypanosoma cruzi
Lineage: Eukaryota; Euglenozoa; Kinetoplastea; Trypanosomatida; Trypanosomatidae
Exons: 1
Coding region: 1-1686 (561 amino acids)
Biological process (GO): maturation of LSU-rRNA; rRNA base methylation
Cellular component (GO): nucleolus
Molecular function (GO): RNA binding; rRNA (cytosine-C5-)-methyltransferase activity
Source: RefSeq, a predicted model, not a curated record